AUGGACUCCGUUGACCGUAUUCAAGUGGGGACAGCUGUUGAGCUCGUGAUAGGCGGGGGUCCGACCCUAAUCGAGAAAGGAUCGUCCUCGUUCAACGUGUCCUUCAUGCUGCCCUACCGACAAGCCCCGGAUUUAUAUCCUCUUCCGGAGGUUGACCCUGGUCUUGUUCCACGAGGACAAACUUUCAUGGUAGGGUGA
Messenger RNA from Penicillium angulare, 198 nucleotides. RefSeq lists its product as uncharacterized. Lineage: Eukaryota; Fungi; Ascomycota; Eurotiomycetes; Eurotiales; Aspergillaceae. The record is from RefSeq and is a predicted model, not a curated record. Bases 1 to 198 code for a protein of 65 amino acids. The transcript is spliced from 2 exons.